Molecule: messenger RNA, 1007 nt
Organism: Lutzomyia longipalpis
Lineage: Eukaryota; Metazoa; Arthropoda; Insecta; Diptera; Psychodidae
Product: solute carrier family 25 member 45
Exons: 5
Coding region: 134-982 (282 amino acids)
Biological process (GO): mitochondrial L-ornithine transmembrane transport
Cellular component (GO): mitochondrion
Molecular function (GO): high-affinity L-arginine transmembrane transporter activity
Source: RefSeq, a predicted model, not a curated record
UUUCGUUAAUUUAGAAGAAAAAUAGUGGAAAAUUUUCUAUAUGUGGUUUUGGGUUUAUUUUUAGAUUUGCGAUUUUCAAUGAGAUUUUUUUUAUUAACAACACAACAAAAUAAAUAUAGCAUGGACUUGUGGUAUGCUAGUGGGAUAUCCUUUAGACACAAUCAAGUGCUGGCAACAAGCAUCCAAUUGUCGUGUAGGGACAGCAAUAUAUAACAUCAUUGUGAUGAAUAAUGGGCUAAAAGGAUUCUACAGAGGAAUGACCUUUCCCGUGCUUACAACAGGACUCCUCAAUUCCAUGCUCUUUGGCAUUUACGGGAAUACUCUGAGGAAUCUUCAGCUUGGUGUAGCGGAUGAGAAAUUGCGAAAGAAGCUCCAGCCACAGCACAUCUUCAUUGCAGGCUCUGUUGGUGGCUUCCUCCAAGCUUUCGUGGCGAACCCGAUUGAAUUGGUGAAAAUUAGACUACAAACACGAUCCUGCACAACACGUGGCUCCUGGGAGUGUCUGCGCAAUAUUCUACAAAUUGAGGGCUUCCUCGGACUCUACAGGGGACUCACACCAAUGAUUUGUCGUGAUAUAUUCCCUUAUGGGAUUUAUAUGCUAGCCUAUGAACAAAUCCUCAAUAUGUUGGGAUGCCUACCCUACGUCCAGGAGAAGCGUCAACAAAAUGCCGCGAAGAAGCUGACGAGUGUGAACAGCAAUCUUGAGCUCACCCUCACCACAAUUGCAGGAUCAAUUGCUGGUGUCCUUUCGUGGAUUGUGGUGAUCCCUUUUGAUGUGAUAAAGACAAUUAUGCAGGCUGAGCCAAAUCCUCAUGUCUACCGGAAUAUGAUUCAUUGCAUAAAAGUGCAUGUUGAGAGGAGUGGCUGGACAUCGCUUUUCCGCGGAAGCUGCAUGCUUCUUGUGCGGGCAGUUCCGGUAAAUGUGGCCACAUUCAUUGGAUAUGAAUAUUAUUUGGAGCAAUGCAAAAAGACUAUUUCGUAAUAAAGUAUUUUUUUCUUUAAACAAA